AUGUGGCAUUUUUACAACUAUAAUUGUAAGCGUUUAGAAGAUCUCUCUCCUUUAGAAGAAGUUGUGGAGUACUUUUGCAAAGGGCUUCAUCCGUAUGGACCAUUUCUUGAACAUGUUCUUGAAUAUUGGGAAGAAAGUAAGAAAAAACCUCAAAAAAUAUUAUUCUUAAAGUACGAAGACUUGAAGAUAGACCCCAAGAAAGAGGUGGCAAAAAUAGCUUUGUUUCUUGGAAAGCCUUUUGGUAAUGAAGAGGAUUUGGAGAUAGUUUUGAACAAGUGUAGCUUGGAGAGGCUUAAGAAUUUGGAGGUUAAUAAGAGUGGAUCAAUCGUCUCUUAUAUCCACAAUAGUGCAUUUUUCAGAAAAGGAGUUGUUGGGGAUUGGAAGAAUCACAUGACACCUGAAAUGGAAGAGCAACUUGACAAGAUUACCAAGUUGAAGCUUCAAGGAAGUGGCCUUGAACUUUGA
Molecule: messenger RNA, 465 nt
Organism: Solanum tuberosum (potato)
Lineage: Eukaryota; Viridiplantae; Streptophyta; Magnoliopsida; Solanales; Solanaceae
Product: cytosolic sulfotransferase 5-like
Exons: 1
Coding region: 1-465 (154 amino acids)
Molecular function (GO): sulfotransferase activity
Source: RefSeq, a predicted model, not a curated record